CAAAAGAAAAAUGACUCAAAGCGACUAUAUCGAAAGUUCGGAACACAUCAAGGACACUCAAAUCGGUUACUGUAAAUACGGCCACGGUCCGAACUACAUUCUCGCGAUUUGCGGUGCUGUCGGCUGCUAUAAAAAAGAUUGGCCACUCAAAUUGCUCUCUCAUUUCCCACCAGAUCAGGUCACAAUUGUUGGGAUUGAUCCUCCAGGUUACGGUACCUCAAGACCUCCAGAGCGAAAACAAGAAGUUCAGAGAUGUAUGAAGGAUAGUGAAUAUUGCCUAGGGUUAAUGGAGACCCUGAAACUAGAGCCGUUCACCGUGAUGGGGUGGUCAGAAGGUGCUAGAACAACGGUCCACGUGGCAGCUAAAGGAAAGGAAAAAGUGAAUCGAAUGAUUGUAAUGGCUGGUGCAACAAAAGUUAAUCAUCUAGGAGCCAUGGCUUUCAAGGGAAUGCGUGAAACAAAUCAUUGGCUAGCAGCCGGUCGUCAACCAUAUUUGGACCAUUAUUCGCCGGAAACACUCCGGACACAAUGGGCGGCACUUUGUGACGUCGUAGAUCAAGUUCACUCGUUCUGCGGUGGCCGUUUCCCGUGUGACCUGGUACUUCCACAAGUCAAAUGCCCGACACUAGUGAUGAAUGGUGGAUUGGACCGGUUCUGUGGUGACCCGAAUGUAUGCUUCAUCCCAGUGCUCAAGAGUUUGGCAAAAGUUGAGAUUCAUGCACAAGGAGGACACGAUUUUUAUUUGAAAUAUCCCAAAUGGUUUUCCGGAAAGGUUCUGGAAUUCUUGAAGAGCACGGAGAAGAAAUGAUAAAUAUAUGAAAUUUGUAUUUUGUAUUUUGUGAAGAAUAAAGUUUAUAAAAAAUUC
Molecule: messenger RNA, 865 nt
Organism: Caenorhabditis elegans
Lineage: Eukaryota; Metazoa; Nematoda; Chromadorea; Rhabditida; Rhabditidae
Gene: K01A2.5
Product: AB hydrolase-1 domain-containing protein
Exons: 4
Coding region: 11-808 (265 amino acids)
Source: RefSeq, marked reviewed